This is a messenger RNA of Plasmodium vivax (malaria parasite P. vivax), 3207 nucleotides long. RefSeq lists its product as hypothetical. The record is from RefSeq and is a predicted model, not a curated record. The transcript has a single exon. The coding region runs from base 1 to 3207 and encodes 1068 amino acids. Gene Ontology annotation, molecular function: protein binding. Gene Ontology annotation, biological process: maturation of SSU-rRNA from tricistronic rRNA transcript (SSU-rRNA, 5.8S rRNA, LSU-rRNA); ribosomal small subunit assembly. Gene Ontology annotation, cellular component: Pwp2p-containing subcomplex of 90S preribosome; small-subunit processome. NCBI's taxonomy places the organism in Eukaryota, Apicomplexa, Aconoidasida, Haemosporida, Plasmodiidae.
AUGCUGAACUACAGCCUGAGCAACAUCUGCGGGUGCGUGUACACCGGGGGGAAGAUCCGCUUCAGCGGGGAUGGCAACUCCCUCUUCGUGCCAGUGAACAACCGAAUCAAUGUCUACGACCUGAACGAUAAUAAGUGCAGCACGCUAAGGUCGGAGGGGAGAAAUGACUUGAGGCACAUUGUAAUUCAUCCCAGCAUGGAAAUCGCCAUAACGAUAGAUAAGUUCGCAUACGGGUGUGUUUUAAAUUUGCUAAGGGACCAGAUCAUUUGUAGAAUCCUUUUCAAGUCCAAGACGGGCAUUGUAACUUCUUUUAAUUAUGGGAACAUGCUGUCUCCUCAAGAGGAACAGGAUUGUGUAAACUGCGCGUUGUUCACUCACAGGGGGGAGUACUUCCUGCUUGGCAUCGGGAGGAGAGUAGUCAUAUGGAAGAGUCCCAGUAGGAAGAAUAACUACCGGUUGGUUAAGUACAACGACAUCUGCUACCACUCGCUGAAUGUCACUUGGAUUGACGUGUCCGAGGACGACCGCUUCUUUUUGACUUGCUCGUAUGACCUAACCAUUCGGAUUCACACCGUGGAGAGGAGGCGGAAGGUGAGGCCCACUGUGCUGGGCGGCAACAAGAGCACCAUCGUGGCGGCGUUCUUCGCCCGGGGCGGGGACUUCAUCUUCAGUGUGAACAAGUCGGGCCUCAUUCUGGUCUGGUCCUACGGGGAGGCGGCGAGGGAAGCAAGGGAAGCGGCGAGCGAAGCGGGGGAAGCAGUUGACGCGGUGAACGUGGAUGACGCGGUUGACGUGGCCGACUUGGCCGACGUGACUGCCCCCCCCGCUACGCUCUCUAAGGCGUUUACACGGAGGUGGCGGCAGAAGACGGUCUACUUCUGCAACCAGGAGAAGCACGAGGAGGUGACGAGCGCGUGCUUCAACCGGGAGCACUGCCUAGCGGUGAUCGCGUACUCGAGCGGGCGCUUCGGGAUCUACAGCGCGCCCGAGAUGACCUCCCUGUACACGAUCAGCAUAAACGCGUGCACCAUAGACGACAUAGCGAUUAGCGGCGAUGGGCAGUGGAUAGCCCUGGCGGAGGCCAACAACGGCACGGUGAUCGUGUGGGAGUGGAAGAGCGAAAGUUACAUUAUGAAGCAGAGUACCACCAGCAGGAACGUCAAGUGUGUGAGGUUUUCCCCCAUCAUUAGUCACCUGAAGAUAGGCAGCCACGUAGCAGAGAGCGCCAGUGCCUACCACGAGAGUGAGAAUUUUACCAGCAAAUUUGUCAUCGUCACGGGGAGCGAAGAUGGCACUCUCCGUCUGUACGACUACGUCAGCUACAUUAACUUCGUGACGUUUUCCGUGCACCAAGAUGCGGUGACGGAUGUGUGUUUCCUCCCCCAGGGGAACGCCUUCCUGUCGUGCUCGCUGGACGGCACGGUGCGGGCCUUCGACCUGCUCAGGUACCGCAACUUCAAGGUGUACGCGGCGGGGGAGCUCGACGAGGGGGAAAUUGGCGGCGGGAGAGGCAGUCGCGCCGCCAACUCCGCUAACGCUGCCCCUCCCGCCGCUAAGCUGCAGGUGCAGUUCCUCUGCGUGAGCGUGAACCUGAGCGGGAACAUCGUCGCGGCGGGGGGGAGAGGCGCCGAGUACGUCGUGUACAUUUGGAACGUGCAAACGGCUAAAUGCAUUGACAAGCUGUACGGGCACGACUCCCCAAUCAUCAGGGUCUGCUUCAGCACCAGUCUGAAGAACGAAGGCGUAAUAGCUAGCUGCUCGUGGAGCAAGAAGGUGCUUCUGUGGGACCUGUACGCUCGAAGGAACAAGGGGAGCAAAUUCGACGAGAUGGUCAAUUCGCACGACGUGUCCUACAUGUGCUUCGACCCCAGGGGAAACGACAUAUUAGCCAUUUGCACGAUGAGUUGCAAGAUCCUCUUCUGGGAUGUGCAGGCGCAGGAAAUUGUGGGCACCGUGGAAGGAGCGAGGGAUAUUAAAAGGGGGCAGUUCAUCGGGCAGCAGUAUUCGUCCAUCCCCAGAAUGAAAAAGAGGAAGAACGUAUCGAAUGGAAGUCACAGCGGAAAUGCAAAAGGUGAUGACUCUGUUUAUGAAGAUGAGUUGGAAGAUGAGGGGAUAAACUCGGUGGUGAAUCAAAGCUGCUACUUCACCGCUCUGGAUUAUGUGCAAAAUGGCAAUUACAUAAUUGGGUGCGCCAAUUGCAGCGUCUCUUUAUAUAUUUACGAUACUAAUCUGUACGUCCUGGUGAAGAUGUUAGAUGUGACUUCUAACUUUUGCGUGGAUGGGAUCAGGAGGGAGCUCUCCAGGAGGUACCUAACUGCGCAGGGCACCAACAUAUGCCAACUGGACCUCAGUGAUGAGGAGGGGGAUAUCCUUACAGAUAAGUACCGAGUGGCUAAUCGGAAGAGAAGGAACGAAAUGCUGCCUGGAAGUUUGGAGGAGCACCACGUGGUUAGCAAGUUUAAGAAGAGCAAACUUACGUUGCAUGCGGUGAGCAUCUCCGGAGAUGAUAGGCACGUGGCCGUGGCGUGUAGUGGGGGCCUCUACGUUUUUACGAAGGAUCACCAGUUUCAGUACGCCCUUCCGGUGCGAUUGGGCGUAAAGGGAAAGGGAAGUGGAGCAGACGCCACUUCCCUGGGGGGAGUUACCUACCGAGGAUUGGUGGCUCCCCUGCUGUACGAACCGCAGUACCUUACGGAGCACGUAAAUGUCCCUAACUUGCGGAUGGCCGUGAGGAGGAACGAAUACGUAAAGGCCUUCCUCCUGUGUCUGGCCCUAAACAGCUACGAGCACAUGGUGGAGGUGUAUGAGAGGACCCCCUACCACGUGGUACCCCUCUGCGUUAAGAUCCUUACGAAGCCGUUUGUCUUUUUGCUCAUCAACUUCAUUAAGGUGCUGCUUUUAAACGAUACGCUGAAGCAUAUCCACCUGCACCUCUGCUAUUUGAAUGCCAUCUUUACAAGUCACUUUAGCGUUUUCGUGAAUGCCGACUUGGGGGGGCACUCCUCCGGGGUGGGAAGCACCCGGGAGGAGCGGCAGCAACGGCAACAGCAACAGCAGCAGCAGCAGAAACCGCAGAGGGCGGCCGAGGACCACCGGAACGCGCUGCUGCUCAUCCUGAAGCAGCUGCUCACGGUUUACAGCGGCCUGCAGCACCUCUACGGCGACAACGCCCACGUGCUGCGCUACCUCUCGGCGCGGCGGUCAUAG